CAAGAGCAAAGAUAACUCCCAUGGGUGUUGUGGCAGAAGCUGGCACACGGAGAGUGAGCACACUCAUCUAUAUCUAAGCAGGUAGUAUUGUCACUGCUGAUGGUGUAACCGCUAUUGCAGGAGCAGAGACGCUGAAGAGCCAUGCGGAACUAGGUCCAAAGAAGAACUUUUAAAAUCAAAAGGGGUAUCAUAUUCAACAGAUCCUGGGCCAGCAAGAACAACCCGCUGGCACAUGCCCUGAAAGUUGAAUUUGCAGAUGUAGCCAUCAGCGUGGAAAGAGCAUAACUCGUCCGACCAUUUGUAAUUAUCAGAUCUUUUCUUGGUGGUGUCUUCUCACAAAGAAAAUGAAGAAGUUGCUACAAAGCCAAGUGCAGUUAAGAAGUUUCUGUUUACCUUUCCAAAAUCGGAUGGACAAGAAGUAAUAUUUUUGUGUUCAUGCUUGCAGGAUAGGUUGACUGGAAUAAAACCGUAGGUAUUACUGUAUCUUUUAGUGAAAGGUAAGUUUCGAAUAUUAAAUUGAAAGACACUCAACAGCCAAAACCAUACUUGACAGAUGGUAAGAAAAAAAAAACAUUUUAAUCUAUAUGUAUUUGGAUAAUUGCUUUAGUAAUAUAAAUAUUUCUCAACUGUGAGAGGAAAAAAAUAUUACAUGAUGGGUAUGAAUGAUAGUCACAAUAAACAGAACACGAGUUGAGUAUAGGAUGUAAAUCAUCCAUCCAUAUUUAUAGUUGAGGGAGGCAUUUCUCAAGUCUAGUGUUUUAUCUGGCGAAUCACUGGAGUUGUGAUGACUAUUUUUUGUCUAAAAGAAUGUAAAUGUUUGUUUUUCAAUUGUACAUAUGGACAAAAAGCCUUCUACAACCUCUUAGUCCAUAUAGAUGUUAUUACUGUUGUGGACAUAGAUACACAAUGUGAUUGCGCGAAAAUAGAAUAUUGAAUGCUCUCGCUAGCAAAAAAACGGCAAGGCACUAAUUUCUAUUUACUAUUUAAAAUGACUACAUAAUUUACAUCCUAUUAAUCAUUGUUGUUUAGAGCGCUAUGAAGUUAAACUGUCACCAGAAACAGUGGUUCAAAACCCUCGACACGACCGUCAAUAGUACAGCAGGGGGAUUCUGUUUUCGUAUAUGUUACAGAAUUCUCUGUUAGGAGAAGCCAGCCUGCUGUUAGGCCUAAGCGCUGGCAAUCACAGUGAAGGGAUGGGAAAUGGGGGAAUGGUAAGCGAGACGUGAAGCAAGUAGGACCCUGCCCCCUUGACUCCAAGCCUGGACAUAAAGUAACGCUGGCCGUGUAUUAAAAAUAAAUUAUCUCACUACUGCAGCAUCAUAUUUAGUAACAUAUUUUAAGAACUGAAUGCCCCGGCUGUUCUCCUGUUUGUCUUAUAUGUGUUUUUGAACCCCCAGAUUGUGGUUCAAUUUUUACCUCAGCUUUUUUUUACUUGGCCAGUUAUGAAUAUAGUUACAACCCUCAUUCUAAUAAUUUCUUUUUUUUUUUUAUUUAUUUAUUUAUUUUUAGGUCAAUUUCAUUGAAAAAAAUGCCUAGCUGUGUUAUCCAACAGUGCAGUAGCCGAACAGUAAAAAAAAAAAUUGGGGAUGACGUGAUACUUCAUUGCUUUCCAAAGCAAAAAGAUAGUAUAAAACUCUGGCUCCAACAGAUACCGCAGGAUUUUUUGGAUAUUGACCAACUAGCCCAAAAAAUUCUAGAAGAAAACAAAAACAAUAAAUAUCGCCUCUGCUCCCUACAUUUUACUGAAGACAGCUACAAAAUUACACACCAUGGUCGUGUACUUUAUCCCAACGCUAUUCCAACAAUUUUUUCUUUUGAAAAGGGAGACAUAUUGUUAUCCGAAAAUCUACAACUGGCUAGACCAUCAAAAAGGAAAAGAUGUCUGCAAUCAAAAACAGGUAAUCCAGAGGAAGAUCUGACAGGACAAAUCAGAAGUGAUGCCUCCUUGGAAAUAUCUUCUGUAAGAACAAUGGAUGUCGCCACUCAAACAGAGUUAUCUUUGCUAAACAGCGUCAUACUUCCUAAGUCUGAUUUCGAAAGUGUCAGUCCACGUAAGUAUAUUGAAGUAGGUAGUGAACGGAAUAUUCAUUCAAUUUCGACUCCAAACCCCGGGAAGCAGAGGGACGAAUCAGAAUCUCCACUAAAGAAGAGGCAAAAUAGGAUGUCUUUCAAUCAAGAUUUUGUCCCUCAAAUGGAUGAAGAUUUUUCAUCUUGUUUUACACCUCUAUCGCCGAUUGCUGAAGAUUGCAUUGAGGAUGAAGACAAUGAUAAAGAAGAUUCGGAAGACGGACAAGACAAUAGUGAUUAUGUACCAAACGUGUCGAGCUUUUUCGAAUCAGAACUGGAAGAAUUAGCGCCAAUAAUCUACCAGGACACUGUUAUCAAAGCACCAGAACUUACAGUACAAGACGAAAAAGAGCAAGUGAACCAACGAAAACUACUAGUUUUUGAAUCCCAUCUUGAAAAUCUAAUUUACAAAGUGAGAUGUCAAGGUCAACCUAAUUGCAAUUAUCUUGUCCAAAAUUUUAAAAAAACCUUUGAUGGAUCAUAUUGUAAGUAUACAGGAAAAUGCUAUGCAGGUCAUUAUUUUGAAAUUUUUGAAACCCAGCCACGAGUUGGUAAGUAUGCUUCUGGCAAUAUUCAACUAGCUGCCUCCCUAUUACUUAGCGGUUCAAAUUUCCAAAAAAUUAACGAAUUUUUUAACUUAUUGUAUGUGGUAAGUAUUUCAGAAAAAACAUAUUACAGGUAUCAGACCAAUUUUAUUUUUCCAUCAAUUGACAAGGCAUGGAAACAGAACCAGCAGUCUAACCUUGACGCCCGCAAAACUAAGAAAUUGAGCAUAUCUGGAGAUGGUCAGUGUGACAGUCCCGGCCACAGUGCAAAAUACUGUGUUUACACUAUGAUGGACUGUGUCACAGAUACUAUUCUUGAUUUUGAAGUGGUUCAACGUAGCCAGUGUUCAUCCUCCGUUGCAAUGGAGAAACAUGGAUUUGGAAUCGUCAUGGAUCGUCUACUUGAGAAGGGCAUGGAAAUACAGAUAUUUGCAUCGGAUCGACAUGUCGGGAUUCGAAAGAUGAUGAAAACCAAUUACCCCCAGAUCAACCAUCAAUUUGACAUAUGGCACUAUUCAAAAUCCAUUAAAAAAAAACUCACUAAAGUUUCAAAAAUGAAAUUAUGCAAGCAAAUAGCUCCCUGGAUUGACAAGAUCGGUCUUCACUUCUGGUGGUGUGUCAAAACAAGUCAGAAUAACGUCGACCUAUUCAAGGAAAAGUGGUUUUCACUACUGCAUCACAUCUGCAACCAGCACCAGUGGGAAGCAAAUCUGUACAGCAAGUGUGCUCAUAAAACUAUUGAAGAUGGUGAUGAAGAAAAACGCUACUUAUGGAUCAUCAAAGACACUCCUCCUUUUACAAACAUAGAGAAGAUUGUGACAAGUCAGCAAUUUCAAAAUGAUAUGCCGCAUCUUAUUCAUGGAUGUCACACUGGUGCACUGGAGAAUUUCCACAGUUUGGCGUUGAAGUAUCGCACCAAGCGGAUUCAUUUCGGGAUGGAUGGAAUGGAGGCUCGAACAAAGUUAGCGGUUUUAACCCAUAAUAACAAUACCGGAAGAAAACAGGCCACAGUCAAAUUUUCACGUUCCAACACUGAAGCGGUCGGAGCAAGAAGAACAAAGUUGUUUGUCCCAAAAGGAAGAUCUCGUUGGAUCGUCCGCAAUGUAUACGAGAAGUUAUCGGUUGAAUUUAUGUAUGAUAUUAUUGAUGAUGUACUCAAGAUGGCAGGUGGUAAAAUCUCACACGAUUGGGAAAGUCGAACUGCAUCACUACCUCCUAACAUAGCAAAUAUGGAGCGGCCUAAUAAAGCUGAAAUCAGGCGAAUGCAAAUUAAUCGAUUUCGUUACAGCGAAAAAUAGAACCUCUUUAUAAAAAAUUCAAAAUAAUGGUUCUUCACAGUUAAUUUACAAAACAAUACCGGUUAAAAAAAUAAAAAAAGUUUUUGUUUAUGGUGUUAUGGUUAUCUCGUUAAUCAUUUUGUUAGUGUCUUCCAGGAGAGAAAUCAAGUCUCUUAUGGACUGACCACACUUGAUGCCUGUUUCUACUUAGAAUGAACAACCAUGAUUGUCUUUUUUUGGUUCUUAUAUUCCAACGAAGUUAUAUAAGUUUUAUAUCACGAAUGGAACUACAAUCAAUCAUACUGUGUUAUGAUAAUGCAGUUACUGUUGAUGGAAUGCAAGUGUCCGAAUACGUUCCUCUCCCAAGCAACCAUAAAUAUGUUA
Messenger RNA from Bufo gargarizans (Asiatic toad), 4273 nucleotides. RefSeq lists its product as uncharacterized. The transcript has 7 exons. Bases 1529 to 3910 code for a protein of 793 amino acids. The record is from RefSeq and is a predicted model, not a curated record. NCBI's taxonomy places the organism in Eukaryota, Metazoa, Chordata, Amphibia, Anura, Bufonidae.